AUGGCCUCUCAAUACAUGCCUGUCAGGACAAACGACCUUCCUCAAGACGAGACUUUCGACCCGAUCCAUAUUCCCGAAAAGUCGAAAGCUCACGAGCAACAUCACAACCCAUAUUCAGACGACGAGCGAGGCUACGACCACUAUGGAGAACCGAGCUAUACAAAGUCCGCGGAUGAUUCAUCGCUAGUAGAGAAUGCAGCCAAGGUCGGGCGCAGCAACUACCAGGAUAUGGACUAUGCGGAGCCUCCACAACCGCCACCACCGGCAGAGAAGGCGUCUCCGUUUGCCCGAUUCCUUGGUGGGGGCCAGAGCAGUCUCCAACAACGAAUUGACAUGAAGAGGCGUGGUGUGGGGCGGCAACGAUAUCCCUAUCUCGUAUGGCUGUUAACAGCGGCUAUGUGCGCCGUCUUUAUCUACGAGCUGAUCGCCAACAAAAAUGCACAAGGCAGCGUUCUCUCCUUCAAGCCUGUGGUCAACUACAUGCUAGGCCCGUCUAGCACAACGUUGAUCAAUAUUGGCGCACGAUUCCCUCCGUGUAUGAAACGCAUUGACGACGUUCCCCCCACAAUGCCAAUCGCCUGUUUGAAUAACACGGCCAAUCCAGCAACCGAAAUAUGCACCAUCGAGGACAUUUGCGGUUUCGGUGGGUUCCACGGCAAAGACCCCGACCAGUGGUUCCGCUUCAUUACGCCCAUUUUCCUCCACGCUGGCAUCAUCCAUCUCCUUCUAAAUAUGCUGGCUCAGUUAAGCGUUUCGGCCCAAGUCGAGCGUGAAAUGGGCUCCGCCGGGUUCUUCAUCGUCUAUUUUGCGGCAGGCAUCUUUGGAAAUGUCCUCGGUGCCAAUUUCGCCCUCGUUGGUCGGCCCUCUCUUGGCGCUAGUGGAGCUAUCUUCGGCACAGUCGCGGUUGCAUGGGUAGAUCUCUUUGCACAUUGGAAAUACCACUUCAGGCCGGGAAGGAAGCUCGCGUUCAUGACUGUGGAACUAAUUAUUGGUGUGGCCGUUGGCUUUAUUCCAUUCGUCGACAACUUCGCUCACUUGGGUGGCUUCGUUAUGGCCCUCUUUGUUGGCACGAUCUUUUAUCCCGUUAUCAGCGUUUCCAGAAGGCAUAAGAUCAUUAUGACCACCUUCAGAGUGCUCGCUAUUCCCGUCGCCAUAAUUCUCUUCGUCGUGUUAACGAGAAACUUUUACACGUCCGAUCCCUAUGCUGCCUGUGAAGGGUGUCGAUAUUUGUCAUGCUUCCCGACUGCCUCGAACAACCGCUGCAGAGGAACAGGAUUGACUAUGACGUCCUCCUCUCCGUGA
Molecule: messenger RNA, 1302 nt
Organism: Mycena indigotica
Lineage: Eukaryota; Fungi; Basidiomycota; Agaricomycetes; Agaricales; Mycenaceae
Product: RHOMBOID-like protein
Exons: 11
Coding region: 1-1302 (433 amino acids)
Biological process (GO): proteolysis
Cellular component (GO): membrane
Molecular function (GO): serine-type endopeptidase activity
Source: RefSeq, a predicted model, not a curated record